Molecule: messenger RNA, 1941 nt
Organism: Durio zibethinus
Lineage: Eukaryota; Viridiplantae; Streptophyta; Magnoliopsida; Malvales; Malvaceae
Product: protein Asterix
Biological process (GO): protein insertion into ER membrane
Cellular component (GO): endoplasmic reticulum membrane
Molecular function (GO): protein folding chaperone
Source: RefSeq, a predicted model, not a curated record
UUUUGACGUGGCGAGAUCCCAUUGGUAGGAUUCGGUGUGGUCAGUUGAAUAGGAUCUAGAACCCUACAUACAAGAAAACCCGUUCGGAAGUGAGAAACGGAGAGAGAUCACAGAUCAGACAUGUCGUCGCACAAUAACCAUUCAACUUCGGCCAACGACCCGAGACAACCAUCAGCAGCAAAGCCAUUCGUUGCGACGCCGGUAUCUCCGCAAGAUCUCCCCGUCGAUUAUUCCGGUUUUAUCGCUGUGGUUUUCGGCAUCGCUGGCGUCAUGUUCAGGUACAAGCUGAGCUCGUGGCUAGCUAUCAUAUUCUGCGCCCAAUCACUGGCGAACAUAAGGAACGUGGAGAACGAUCUCAAGCAGAUCUCCAUGGCUAUGAUGUUUGCUAUCAUGGGAUUAGUAACAAACUAUUUGGGACCAGCUCGGCCGGGCACCCAGAGUUAAAGAUAGCUCGGAUCAUGUAGUUUAGCAUGCACAUUUCUUUUUGUUUGAUGAUGUCCAUUCAUGAAGUUGAGAUAAAUGGUGAACUUAUUCAAGUUUCAUUUUGUUGGAUAAUAAUUCCUGUUUCUUUUCCAUUAAUUCUAGUUUCUAGAGAUGGGCAAGUAAUGCCAAAAAUGUGAUGACUAGUUUGUACUUACGAUGCUGAAAAUCCUAUUUUUACAGUUGCUCAGAGUUUUGACUGCAUGUUGGAUCUUUCCAUCUGUUGUAGCUCUCAAUCAAACACAUUUACCCUAAGCUAAAUUCCCAUCAUGGUCUUCACAGCCACAGAUGAAGAUCAAGUAGCUAUUUAUAAAAGUUUAUUUUUAUUUUUAUAUUAGCACUUGCUGAAUAAAUAAACUCUCAGGUCAUCAGAACAUUUUGAAAAGAGGGUUGCAUUGCUGAAGCAGUUUUUGCAAGCAGUGACAGAUAGUCAUACCAGCCCUAACACAACCUUUGAUAUUAGCCCCACUGAGGAUGUUGCCCUUUUAUGGAGUCAAUGUCUCAUUCACCAACUCGUAAUCAAGGCUAGUUUCAUUUCCAGAUGGACUGGGGGUAGGGUAGACAGACACCCUAGGUUUCUUGAAAAGAGAUUAAAAAGGAGGAAGUUAACUGCUCUAAAAUACAAAUAAAAACCAUAAGUAUAGUUCUUUUUUGUUCUCAAAUUUAUUUUAAUAAAAAACAAAUGAACUACUCUACUGCUGGAACUGCAAUGAGCAGUAAGUUUAUCUGGCUGUCAAAGAAGAAGCAGUGAAAUUGAUGGAGAUUUCAAAUCAUCCUACCAAAAGAUGCAGAAGCUUGUAUUUUGAAUGUUGCUUGUAAGAUCUUUGAGCCUGUCAAUAAUUCCAAUUGUCUUUUUAUGAGCUUGAUUCAUCAGCCUUCAAUUUGAUUCCCAAUAUCCACAUUUACUUGCAAACAUUCAUAUUAGAUCUUUUUCUGAUAACUUUGGCCAGAGGAUAAAGUCACGAGUGAGACUUAAGCUCCAGGCUGUGCGACUCUUGAACUCGGGAUUGACUCCUGUGAUUUUGCAUGGAGGAGUAAUGGUAAUGUGAUAAUAAUACUUGCUUAGGGAGGCUUAUAUAAAAACCUUCUGUUUCAGAUAUGUUUGUUGCAUUUGGCAGCAAAGCAACCUUGAGCCAGCUACAGUUUGAGGAACUGCGAAUUGGUCUUGAACUCACAGGCAGCCGAUUAUCUUUGGUUGUUCAAUCCGACUUUAAUCAAGGAUCACCUGAAAAUAAAAAUCCCAGAGGACUUCAGGGAUAGAUUAGCUGAUCAUCGUAAAAUUUGUACAGGGCUUCUCAAGGAAAGGUGUUGAUUAACCUCUGCGUUGCUUGUGCCACAGUUCGAUUUUUUACUAUCCAUUUCACUUCACAAUUUUUUAUUACUCCUUACUCUUGCAAGCGAAGUAAUGCUCCCAAGUAAAAUUUUUUUGCAACAAAGGGUAACUAAAAAUGCUGUCAGUCU